AUCCGGCCCAGCUCACCCACCCCUUUCUCCUCCUUCUCGUCUUCAACCUUCACGGCAGCUCAUCCGCCGUAAGCCCAGCUGACAUCACCAGCUCCGCCGCAAACUUCACCCUACUUAAAUUGUGAAGGGAAAUGGCAGGCAGUGUGAAAGGUGACGGUACGGAGGAGUUUAAAGGCCUUAGAAUCACAUCACUGGACGAUGACAGCGACGAAGAAGAAGAACAGAAAGAGCCAGAUGUUGCUAUGGAUGACGAUGACGAAGAAGAGGAAGACGAAGAAGCAAGAAAUUCUGUGAUUUUAGGUUUUGUGAAAAAGCCUAAGAAAUCCCGCUCUCUUCUUCGCCAUUUCUUUCCCUCCAAGGCUGGAGGCGUUCCCGCUUGGCUGGAUCCAGAAAACUUGCCGUCCGGAAGAUCUUGCUGCUGCGACAUAUGCGGUGAACCUUUGCAAUUUGUGCUUCAGGUAUAUGCGCCAGAGGAGAAGGAAUCUGCAUUUCACCGAACAUUGUUUGUGUUUAUGUGUACGUCAAUGGCGUGUCUUCGUCGUGAUCAACAUGAACAAUGGAAAUGCCAGCGGGACGAGCCCUCUAGAAGCGUGAAGGUUUUCCGCUGCCAAUUACCUCGCGAUAAUCCUUUCUACUCAAGUGAGCCUCCGAAGAAGGAUAGUACGGAGGAUCCUCUUAUGGCUGGAGCUGCACUAUGUAAUUGGUGUGGUACCUGGAAGGGGAGUAAACGCUGUACUGGUUGCAGAAAAACACUUUAUUGCUCAGAGAAACAUUGGGUCAAGCAUUCUCGGUCUGGUCAUGAACAUGAUUGUCAACGAUUGAGGAUUCAGCUGGCCGACAGUAGCUCUGCUAACAGUGAAACCACUUCUGCUGUAGUUCUAAAAGUUGCAAGUAAUAAUCUAUGGCCAGAGUACAAAAUUAUACAGGAGCCUGAAAGUUCAUAUUACACGGAGAUGCCUGAUGAGAGUGUGGGCACUAAUUCCUUGGUCUCUAGUAACCGAAUGGAUGAUGGGCUAAUGUCGAUAGCAGACAAUUUUACGGGUGAUGGUGAUAGAAAGAGCUGGGCUUCAUUCCACGUGCGCAUAGCCCUGGCCCCUGAACAAAUACUAAGGUAUUGUAGGAGUUCCGGUGCUAAACCCUUAUGGCCUGUGUCAAGUGGCCGGCCAUCCACGGCUGAUAUUCCUAAAUGUAGUUAUUGUAGUGGCCCAAUGUGUUUUGAAUUUCAGAUUAUGCCUCAGUUGCUAUUUUACUUCAACGUGAAGAACGACGUGGACUCUCUUGAUUGGGCUACAAUCGCCGUGUAUACAUGUGAAGCCUCUUGUGAUGCAAGUGUGGUUUACAAAGAAGAAUUCGCUUGGGUUCAACUUUCUUAGCCAUUUGCUCUCUUGCCAAUACUUUGUACCGUCUAGAUAUGAGAUCAAGUCUUGCUAGUAUUAGUCUUAAAUCAAGUGUUCUGUAGUUUUCUUAUUUAUCGGAACGAUAGAUUUUGACUGUCAAAAACUUCCACAGUUUUUGUAUCGGAGUGAUGUGAGAUUUUGAUCAUGUGCUCAACUCUUACCCAGAUUUUCUUUCUGGGCAAUUUUGUUGGUAUAAGUAAUGUUUGAGACAUGAGAACCGAUGUGUUCAUGUCUAACUUAAUCCAUAUGUCUAACUCGAUCCAUAUGAAGAGUUGGCUUAAAGUGCA
This is a messenger RNA of Malus domestica (apple), 1684 nucleotides long. RefSeq lists its product as uncharacterized. NCBI's taxonomy places the organism in Eukaryota, Viridiplantae, Streptophyta, Magnoliopsida, Rosales, Rosaceae. Gene Ontology annotation, cellular component: cytoplasm. The record is from RefSeq and is a predicted model, not a curated record.